Molecule: messenger RNA, 1419 nt
Organism: Sporothrix brasiliensis 5110
Lineage: Eukaryota; Fungi; Ascomycota; Sordariomycetes; Ophiostomatales; Ophiostomataceae
Exons: 4
Coding region: 1-1419 (472 amino acids)
Molecular function (GO): protein binding
Source: RefSeq, a predicted model, not a curated record
AUGCUCAGCCAACAGAUAUCGACGACGGGACUGCUGGUGCUCGUUGGCCUUGCGACGUCCUUCACUGGGCUGCCUGGAGCAGAGGCGGCGCUGGCGACGCAGGUUCGCGUCGUGGAGCCCACCGUCCCCGGUACAUGCCUCGUCAAGGCCGUCAACCCCUUCUUGCGGGCGGUCUACAACCACUGCCCGCCGCCACUGACCGACAUCAAACGCAUUCGACCCUAUCGCAACCCGCCGCGCUAUCCAUGGACGCACCCUGUGCGCUGCCUCAAGACCAAAGGCAGUGAGGAUACCCCGCGAAAGGGCUACGACAUCCGGUACUGCCUGUACUCGGACUCGGUCUUGGGCGGACUGCAUGGCGUCAGUCUGCUCACCGCGCCUGAGAUUGCCGCCGACGUGGUCAGCGCCGACGCCCUCGAAGACCGGCCGUAUUAUGGCGGAUCGCGCCACCGCGACUUUGUUCCGGGGCCCAUCAACGGAGCCUACACGAUCCAGCCCACCCCCGGCAAGGGCCUCGGUGUCGUGGCGGCACGCAAGAUUGCACAGGGCGAGAUUGCCAUGCUGGACCUGCCGGCCGUGUUGCUCAGCAAGGCGUUUUUGGAGGACACGGCACCGUUGCCUCGUCGGCGGUUGAUUCGGCGCGGCCUUUCGCAAUUGCCCGCGGAAACUCAAAAGCGGGUGUUUGCGCUGUCGAUGAGCACCGGCGGCGACGUCGUGGAUGCCAUCCUGGGCACCAACACCAUCAGCCUGGCGUUGGGGAUGAAUCAGCUGCAUCUCGGUCUCUAUCCUGAGCUGUCGCGAAUCAACCAUGCCUGCAACCCAAAUGCCUAUUACCGAUUCUCGCACCGGACGCUCUCAAUUGAAGUCGUGGCCUAUCGGGACAUCCAGCCCGGCGAGGAAAUUACCAUCAGCUAUGCCCAGCUUACCCUGUCCCGCACAGAGCGUCGUGCGUUCCUGCAAAACAACUGGCACUUCAACUGCAGCUGCUCGCUUUGCCGCGCCGACCCAGACGCCAUGACCCUGUCCGAAGACCGCCGCCGCGACAUGCGCAAACUGCAGGCCACCCUGGUCCAGGCCAGCCGCAGCGGCGAGUACGACCUGGCGCUUCUGACCGCCGAGACACUCCAAGAGACCACCGAGGCCGAGGGCGUCACGCCGCUGCACGCCGAAAUGUACGACAUCGUAGCAUCCAUCCACUUGGACAUGCGCAACUUCAACCAGGCUGAGCGCUUUGGCCACAUGGCCCUCGAAGCAUGGGAGCGGUUUGACAGCGUGGACGACUCGCAGUUGGUGGCGGCGCGGUGGUUUUUGGCGUUUGUGGAACAGGCGCGCAGGGCGGACGAGGCGGAGCGGCUGAAGCGGGAGCGAGAUGCGGCGGACGAGGCUGCGAUGGAGGAUUCUCUUGAGGACUUCUUUUAG